Homo sapiens (human) is the source of this 15010-nucleotide messenger RNA. RefSeq names its product chloride intracellular channel protein 6-like. Lineage: Eukaryota; Metazoa; Chordata; Mammalia; Primates; Hominidae. The record is from RefSeq and is a predicted model, not a curated record. The transcript has 3 exons. The coding region runs from base 3050 to 4933 and encodes 627 amino acids.
UGACAACCACGAACUUGAGUGUGUGGUCCUUGCCCAGGAUCUCCUCGUUGCAUAAAAUGUCCAGCUGGGGGAUAAGGAGGUUUGAUUAGCAGCGGAGAGGUGCUCAACCCACACUGACAUGGCCACCUUGAUGCUGGCCCCAUCACACCCUGUCUACCACACCUGCCGUACUGAGCAACGGGAAGAGGUGGUUUGCAGCCCCAUGAGCAGCCCUGACAGCUCCGGAAUCGGGCACCCUGGUUCCCCAGGUGGCACAGUCUCCUGCGGCUGCCGUGGAAAUUAUCACGAGGUGGUGUCUUCAAACAAUAGAAAUGUACUCAGUUCCAGAGUCCAUAACAGCCACACUCCCUCUGCAGGCUCCAGGGGAGAAGCACAGUCCAUUCCGUGCUGCUGCCACAGAACACCACACACUGGGUGAUUUAUGAAGAACAAAUUGAUUUCGGCACAGUUCUGGGAGCUGGGACAUUCAAGGUCACCACGUUGCCACCUGUGAAGGCCUUCUGCUGCAUCCUCAUGUUGGGGAAGAUCAGAAGUGAGAACACAUGCUGGCCAGUCCUUUCACAGCAGCAUCAAUCCGUGCAUGGGGCAGGGCCCUCGGCCUGAGCGCCUCCCCCAGGCCCUAACUCCCAGCACUGCCCUGCUGGGGAUGGAAUUUCCAACAUGAAUCUGGGGGAUGCUUUCGGACCACAGCCGGGGAGCCUGCCCUGGCUUCCAGCUGCUGGUGGCCCAGGGGCUCCCUGGCUUGCCUCGAGGCUGCCUCCCUCCAGCCUCCAGUCCGUCCUCUGCUCUGUCCUCACCAGGGCCUCCUGUCUCGAGUCUUCCUCCGCCUCACUUGUGUCAUGGGAUUUAGGCUCCACCCAGAUAUUCCAGAAUUAUUUCAUCCCAAAAUCCUUUAUUUAAUUAUAUCUACAAAGAUCCUUUUCCAAACAAGAUCCCAUUUGCAGGCUCUGGGGGUUAGGAUGUGGCUUAUCUUCUGGGGCCACCACUGAGUCCACUGCUGCUACAGACAGCAUCUCAAGUCUGUCCACUUCUCCACCCUGACCGCCCCCACCACAGUCCGCCUCUCCUGCAACUCCUGGCGCUGGCCUCUCCUGCGUCCAUUUCUGCACAGCCUGAGCGAUUUUCAAAAACGACACCAGACCCAUGCUCCUGCCCACAGCCGCCAGCGCCUUCUGUCUCCAUGCAAAGCUGGACCCUGCUGGCGCCUGCAUCCCCAUGGUGUCACUGCCUUGGGGGCUCACAGGGACCCACACUGGCAUGUUCAUGGUGCGCCCGCUGCCAAGGCCGCCUCAUGCCAGCACUCCUUCGUCUCCUUACACACCACAGCCUGGAAGGGUCCUCCCUCUCUGCAUCCGCCCAUGUCUCCCCUUGUGAAAUUAAAGCACAGAAUUUCUCGUUUUGAGGAAAACCUUUAUCCUAUUUUAAAACAGUCUCAUCAUCCCCGCCCUAGUUCUCUCUUCCACUCACAGUAGCAUUCCACGUUCCCUGUCUCUGGGCAUCCUACAACCCUUAGGGCUGUCUCCUAUCCCGCUCCCCGGUGAAGCAGGCAAAACGGAUUUUUUUCUGGUUAAAAUCUCCAAAAUUGUUAAAAACAAAACAAAACUAAGCAAAGAAUCUUGGAGUUACCUUUAGAAAUAAGAGAGGACUUGUUAUGGUUUCUACUUAGGGAUCAACUGUUACCUCGUUAAAGGAUGAAAGGUUGAGUUUUUUGGCGAUGAACUUCUUCAGAUGCAAGACGGUCGCCUGGGCUGAGCAGCGGAUCCACUUCCGCUUCAGCCCGCGCAGUUUGCUGCUGUUACACUCCAGGCAGAUGCUCACCUGCGGGAAAGGACGCUGGUGAGAGCGCAGCAGGAGGGUUCCCCCGGACGGUUCUGGAGGCUUCCUUAGACAUAUUUCACUAAUUCCUCAAUCUAGGACUGCUGACCUUUUUGAGAUCAGACAUCUGCUUUGACUUCAACACUGCAGAAAAAGAAUCUUACAUACCUUAUCUGAAAACCUGUUUAUCGUCUGCUUGCCAUUUUGUGAACUAUAACCUCACCCUGUUAAUUCUGUGUUAUUAACAUAAUAGUUGAGAGUUAAUCCCACAGUUACUUAUCCAUCGCAGGCACUGGGUUCUUGGUCUCCAGCUAAGCCUGUCCGGACAAACAUGGCGCAAAGGGGAGUGGGCGGCCCCGUGUCUGCGAAUGCACUCGGGGAGACAGCAGCGACUGCAGGAAGACAGUAGGGAGAAGCCUUGAGCAGGGCCACAGGCGGAAGGUCACAGCUGCCUUCCAGGUGACCAGCAGUUUGGCCGCAGGAUAAAAAGUGACUGUUAAGGGGACUGUGGAGUCCCAGCAGCCACGGGCUCCCUGCCCGGUGCGAAAAGGAAUCUGCCCAGGACGAGGCUUCACCCAAGGGCCCGGCCGGCUUGGCCCCCAAGAUGUGCCUGACAAGGAAGGGCGACGCUCACGGCAAACGCUUCUACAGGUGGAGCCGCAACAAACGGCACAGUUAGGGCCUAAAAAUGCAGUGGAAGAAUGGACAGGGGGUUAACUGAAACAUGUAUGUCUAAAAUUACAAAAGAUACAAAAGGGAGGACACCAGGGGUACAGACGGGCAAGUAUUGAAGGUAAUCAGAUACAAUUUCUAAAAAUAAAAACACUCACGGAAACUAACAUCUCAGUGGAUGGCUGAACCACAGAUUCUUCUCAGCCGAGGACAGAUUAAUGUCCUAAAAAAAAAUUCACUUGAGGAAGUUACCCAUCAGGAGUAGAGAUAAACACACCAAUUCAAACAAUAAAAGGAAGGCUAAGAGAAAGGGGAGAAGACGGGAGCCCCAAAGGGAAGAACAGAAAGGAAAGGAAGUGUUAAGAAACAGUGACUAAGGAUCUCCCACAACAGUGAAGGGCAGUCCUCAGAUUCAGGAAGCAAAAGAAUCCAAAAUACAAGAAAUACCCACUCCGACACGGUGCAGUCACUGAGCACAGCCCAUUAAAGGCCCCGCAAGAGCCACUGGGGAGAUAAGUGGAUUCUGUGCAAAAAGCAAGAGACAUCCUUGCUCCGGGGUGGGAUGGAGCGAGGCCGCCUGCAAGCAUCACAGGAGAGGGACAAUGUGAGCGGGAAGAAGAUCCGGGAGUCUGGAGAGAGAACUCGGGAGAGAGGCCGUGGGGAGAAAGACCCGGAGUCCGGAAGGAGAAGAACUCGGGAGAGGGGCCGCGCGGGGAGAAAGACCCGGAGUCCGGAAGGAGAACAACUCGGGAGAGGGGCCGCGCGGGGAGAAAGACCCGGAGUCCGGAAGGAGAACAACUCGGGAGAGGGGCCGCGCGGGGAGAAAGACCCGGAGUCCGGAAGGAGAAGAACUCGGGAGAGGGGCCGCGCGGGGAGAAAGACCCAGAGUCCGGAAGGAGAAGAACUCGGGAGAGGGGCCGCGCGGGGAGAAAGACCCGGAGUCCGGAAGGAGAAGAACUCGGGAGAGGGGCCGCGCGGGGAGAAAGACCCGGAGUCCGGAAGGAGAAGAACUCGGGAGAGGGGCCGCGCGGGGAGAAAGACCCGGAGUCCGGAAGGAGAACAACUCGGGAGAGGGGCCGCGCGGGGAGAAAGACCCGGAGUCCGGAAGGAGAAGAACUCGGGAGAGGGGCCGCGCGGGGAGAAAGACCCGGAGUCCGGAAGGAGAAGAACUCGGGAGAGGGGCCGCGCGGGGAGAAAGACCCGGAGUCCGGAAGGAGAACAACUCGGGAGAGGGGCCGCGCGGGGAGAAAGACCCGGAGUCCGGAAGGAGAACAACUCGGGAGAGGGGCCGCGCGGGGAGAAAGACCCGGAGUCCGGAGCGAGAAGAGCUCGGGAGAGGGGCCGCGCGGGGAGAAAGACCCGGAGUCCGGAAGGAGAACAACUCGGGAGAGGGGCCGCGCGGGGAGAAAGACCCGGAGUCCGGAAGGAGAAGAACUCGGGAGAGGGGCCGCGCGGGGAGAAAGACCCGGAGUCCGGAAGGAGAAGAACUCGGGAGAGGGGCCGCGCGGGGAGAAAGACCCGGAGUCCGGAAGGAGAACAACUCGGGAGAGGGGCCGCGCGGGGAGAAAGACCCGGAGUCCGGAAGGAGAACAACUCGGGAGAGGGGCCGCGCGGGGAGAAAGACCCGGAGUCCGGAGCGAGAAGAGCUCGGGAGAGGGGCCGCGCGGGGAGAAAGACCCGGAGUCCGGAAGGAGAACAACUCGGGAGAGGGGCCGCGCGGGGAGAAAGACCCGGAGUCCGGAAGGAGAAGAACUCGGGAGAGGGGCCGCGCGGGGAGAAAGACCCGGAGUCCGGAGCAAGAAGAGCUCGGGAGAGGGGCCGCGCGGGGAGAAAGACCCGGAGUCCGGAGCAAGAAGAGCUCGGGAGAGGGGCCGCGAGGGGAGAAAGACCCGGAGUCCGGAAGGAGAAGAACUCGGGAGAGGGGCCGCGCGGGGAGAAAGACCUGGAGUCCGGAAGGAGAAGAACUCGGGAGAGGGGCCGCGCGGGGAGAAAGAACUGGAGUCGGGAUGGAGAAGAACUCGGGGGAGGGGCCGUGCGGGGAAAGACCCGGAGUCUGGAGGGAGAACUCGGGAGAGGGGCCGCGUGGGGAGAAAGACCCAGAGUCCGGAGCGAGAAGAGCUCGGGAGAGGGGCCGCACGGGAAGAAAGACCCGGAGUCCGGAAGGAGAAGAACUCGGGAGAGGGGCCGCGCGGGGAGAAAGACCCGGAGUCCGGAAGGAGAAGAACUCCGGAGAGGGGCCUCGAGGGGAGAAAGACCUGGAGUCCGGAGCGAGAAGAACUCGGGAGAGGGGCCGCGCGGGGAGAAAGACCUGGAGUUUGGCGGAAGAAGUGAGAAGCAGGGAGAAAGGGGGUGCCCGGUGAGAGCCGCGGUGGGGGUGCUUGUGCAGGGAGGGGCACAGACUUACAGUGACUUUGGACUUUUUUUUUUUUUUUUUUUUUUUUUUUGAGACAGAGUCUCCCUCUGUAGCCAGGCUGGAUGCCGUGGCACGAUCUCGGCUCACUGCAACCUCCGCCUCCUGGGUUCAAGCGAUUCCGCUGCCUCAGCCUCCCGAGUAGCUGGGACUACAGGCGCGCACCAUCAUGCCCGGCUAAUUUUUUUGUAUUUUAGUAGAGACGGGGUUUCACCAAGUUGGCCAGAAUGGUCUUGAUCUCCUGACCUCGUGAUCUGCCCACCUCGGCUUCCCAAAGUGCUAGGAUUACAGGCGUGAGCCACCGCGCCGGGCCAACUUUGGAUUUCUAAAAAUGUAAAUAGUUUAUACAUUUUGUAACCACUAGUAUAACAGAAGUAGAGCUUAUACCUUGCAAACCAGAGGAAGAAAGAAAGAGAUUAAAGAAAGUUACUAAUUCACUAGACAACAGGGAGGAAGGAAGCAUUAGGAAAAAACUGACGAAAAGAGCAAAAUAAAAAAAUAAAGCAGGAACCAACUCACAUCCUCCAUGGAAAAUCGUGGAAUGUGUAAGGUAACGUGCCAGCUAAAAAAGUUUGAUUUUUUUAAAAAACCUAGCUCUACGUUGUAAACAGUGUCACAUUUAAGACAUUUUAAGAACAGAAAUAUCACACAAGUAUUCACCAACAGAAAGCUGGCAUAGCUAGAUUAGUAUGUCAUGGGACUUUAAGAAAUAGAGCUUAAUGAGGAAGAAGCCCCCCAAAGACGAGAAACGUUUCUAUACGGGAACACAGCUGGUGACAAACGCACGCCAACAGAAUGGCCAUGGUGGGCUUCACGUCUCUAUAAGCAGCGGACGCACCCUGCCCUCAACAGGCAGCCGCCGUCUCCGACUCAGGGAACAGGUGUGCCAGCCACGCAGGCACAGGUCUGAGGCAGCGGGGUCUGCAGUGCAUGGGGCCCGCAGGGCAGCAGGAAGGGCUGCACAGAUGAACGCGGGCCUGCAUGCACCUGCGGGAAAACGCAGACACACAUGGGCGGGGGUGGGAGUGGGGGGGAUUGUGGAAGGAAAACAAGAAGAAAAUAUGUUUACGUUUGCUCAGAUUUGCAUACAUACAGGAGGUGAUCACAGUGGUUCUCUAUAGGUCACUACAGACAGCGGCAGAGAUGAGAACAAAAUUAAACCUUUUCAAUAAUACUAACCUCAGGACUGAACGAAUUACCUAUUUAAAUACACUAAGUUACAAGCAUGCUUCUAAUUUUUAGGCUUUAUUAUGGCACAGUUUACACACACCUCUUUUAUGUAUAUAAUGCAAUAAUUUUCCGUAAAUUCACAGACUUUCUCGAUCAUCGCCAUGGCAGUCUCAGAUGGUUUCCAUCACCUCAGAGCCCCCGGCAGGCCCCUCUGCGAUCUAACCCUGCUGGGGGAGCGGGGUGGGGAGUGAGUGUUUAAUGGGGGCAGAGCUUCAGUUUGGGAAGAUAAAAAGGCUCUGGAGAUGAUGGUGGUGGUGGUGGCUGUGUAACACUGGGUCUGUACCCAAGGCCACUGAACCACACACCUGAAAAUGGUUAAAAUGGCAUAUUUUAUGUGCAUGUAACACAAUUUAGAAAGCUGGUUAAAAAAAACAUGAAAAUUCUAGAAUUAUUUUAAUAAGAACCAAAUUAUGAAGCUGGAAACUAAAGGAAUGUUCAACUCUAGAGUUUAGAAAAGAGCCGGGUGCAGUGGCUUACACCUGUAAUCCCAGCACUUUGGGAGGCUGAGGCGGGUGGAUCAUUUGAGGUCAGGAGUUCGAGGCCAGACGGGCCAACAUAGUGAAACCCCGUCUGUAAUAAAAAUACAAAAAUUAGCUGGGCAUGGUGGUGCGUGCCUGUAAUCCCAGCUACUCAGGAGGCGGAGGUGGGAGACUCACUUCAACCAGGGAGGUAGAGGUUGCAGUGAGCCGAGAUUGCACCCCCACACUCCAGCCUGGGCGACAGAGUAUAAGACUACAUCUCAAAAAAAAAAAAGCCAAGUGCGGCGGUGGCUCACGUCUGUAAUCCCAGCAUUUUGGGAGGCUGAGGCGGGUGAAUCACCUGAGGUUAAGAGUUCAAGACCAGCCUGAUCAACAUGGAGAAACCCCGUCUCUACUAAAAAUACAAAAAAUUAGCUGGGUAUGGUGGCAUGUGCCUAUAAUCCCAGCUACUCUGUAAGGCUGAGACAGAAGAAUCGCUUGAACCCGGGAGGUGGAGGUUGCGGUGAGCCAAGAUCAGGCCUUGCACUCCAGCCUGGGCAAGAGGGAAACUCCAUCUCCAAAAAAAAAAAAAAAAAAAAAAAAAAAAGGACAAUUCUGAAGAAGAAAAAUGAGGAGGGGUAUGUACUCUCCCAGAAGACCACAACUUAAUGGUAAAAUAAAUCAUUGCAAUUCAGUAAGUUCCUUGUUGUUUUGGCACAAUGGGAGACAAGAGACCAGCGGAACAGAGCAGAGAGCCCAGGGGGACCUGAGAGUGUGGAAACUUGGCAAAGUUGAACUCCACCUUGUCCAUUCUACACACAAGGUCAACUGCAGGGGCUUACAACCCAACUAAAAAGCAAACCUUUAAAAUAUUUUACAAGACAAUGUAAGAGAAUGUAUUUAUGACCUUAGAAUGGGGAAACAUUUUUAAGAUUCAGAAGAAAAUACCGAUACAUUUAAUUAUGUCAAAUUUUAAAACUGUGGAUGAUGAUAGGUCGAAGAAAGCCGACAGCCGCAGAAGGAAAGACGAUCCCUGCAGUGAGCGUGGGGCGGCGAGGGAGGAGGUAGCCCUGCAGCUCACAUAAGGAAAAGUCAGUCUUCCCAGGACAGAGAUGGGCAAAGAACAAGUAAGCAACUCACACGCAGAGGAGCCCAGAGACGUGCGAUGAGUCGCUGGACACCCCACACACAGGAGACUGGAAUCAGAAAUAACACAGAUACCGUGGAACACACCUGCCCAGGGGGACAAGUGCAAUGUCUUAGAAGAGUGAUGGGCUGGUCACCACCUAAAAGUCUCCAGUAUUAGAUGGGAAAUUAAGUGUAAAAAAGUCACAGCGUAACAACACGUGCCACGCACACAACGCCGUGUGCUCUGCGACACCACGCGGGCCUGUGUGCACACAGCAGUCACCAUCAAGCGGGUACGUUACACACCUCGAAAUGCAACUCUGAUUGUAAAGAGGGCACUGCAGAAAGACCUGUCGCUGUCUAUGGCUACACAUCGGCCUGCCUGGGAACACUGAGCUCCUUGUCCACCUGGAAGUGAAAAAGAGCCCAAGAUCUGCCAUCUGCAUCUGGAUCACCAGCGAAUCCUGCAGGCUCCCUCCCUUUUAAAUAUGCCCCAAACCCAGUGCUGCACCCGCACCGCCACCUGCCUGGGCCUCUGGCUCAGACGCCUGCCUGGUCUCCGCAUGGCCACCCUGGCCGUGCAGGCAGCUCACUGCAGAGCAGCUGCGCUAAGUGGCAACCCUCUGGGGAUAAAGCCACGCCAGGCUGCAUCCCACAGCACACCCCGAUCUCACAUCCCAACUGCCUCAUCUCCCUCCUCUGGGUGAACAGCAAGUUCUCGCCACAGGCCCCCAAGGUCCCCAACCUCACCUCCAGCCUUACCCGUUCACUCUGCCCCGGACUCACCACCCACGGCACGUGGGGCAGCCUGGCACCAGGUCCCAGCUCACUACCUCCUGCCUCACCUCUACAGUCCAGGAGAGGCUCUUUCUACCCUCCGCCCCUUCUACCUCCAGGGGCUCUGGCCUGGAUGGGUGGGCUCUCCGCUCCCCACCAGCCAACCCUCACCACGCCGGCUGCGAGGCCCUUGCAGGCAGAGCCCACUUCCAGCAGGCGUGCAGCAGGAGCAGGUGACCGGCUCUCGGGUGUGAAGUCCCAAGAGCACAGCGCGUGCCCGAGGGUGCGGACAGGAGCCAGUGGGCCAGGGAGGCACAACUCGGAGGAGUGAAAACAAACCACAUUUCCAGCUCCAGACACAAGAGCCAUUGGAGCCUCUGGAGGGCGGCAGGGACCCCACACCAGAACCCCCAGCCUGCUCAGGGUAUAGGAGCCAUUUCCCCUGUUUCUGGUGCUGGGACAUCACACCCACCAAGUCAACAGGCCCGGUAAGGGUUUCCUAACUCUGCACGAGCGAAGAUGAGCAGAGACCACACCAGCCCUGCAGUCCCACUGGGUCUGUGGGUGCCAGGACCACCAAAGACGGAGGCGACUCCUGCCAGGACCCAGAACGCCCCUGAAGUCCACUGGGCAGCUGCUCGCUCCAAGGGAAGCUGAAUGUAGGGUUCGUAGAAGGUCAGAGUCUCGCUCUUGUUACCCAGGCUGGAGUGCAGUGCCUCGAUCUCAGCUCACUGCAAGUUCAAGCGAUUCUCAUGCCUCAGCCUCCGAGUAGCUGGGAUUACAGGCACCCACCACCAUGCCCGGCUAAUUUUUUGUAUUUUAGUAGAGACGGGGUUUCACCUUGUUGCCCAGGCUGGUCUCGCACUCCUGAGCUUAGGCAAUCUGCCCGCCUCAGCCUCCCAAAGUACUGGGAUUACAGGCGUGAGCCACCGUGCCUGGUCCAGUCUUCUUUUUUUUUUUUUUGAGACCGGACUCUCGCUCUGUCGCCCAGGCUGGAGUGCAGUGGCGUGAUCUCGGCUCACUGCAAGCUCUGCCUCCCGGGUUUACGCCAUUAUCCUGCCUCAGCCUCCGAGUACAGGUGCCCACGACCACGCCCAGCUAAUUUUUUGUAUUUUUAGUAGAGAUGGGGUUUCACUGUGCUAGCCAGGAUGGUCUUGAUCUCCUGACCUUGUGAUCCGCCUGCCUCGGCCUCCCAAUAUGCUGGGAUUACGGGCGUGAGCCACCGCACCCGGCCAAGAGUCUUCUUAAACAUUAAGUUCUAGGCCAGGUACAGUGGCUCACACCUGUGGUCCCUACUCGGGAGGCUGAGUUGGGAGAAGCACUUGAGCCCAAGAGGUCGAGGCUGCAGGGAGCUGAGAUUGCACCACUAUACUCCAGCCUAGGCAAGAAAGUAAGAUCCUGUCUCAGAAAAAUAAAAAAGCUCUAAAGUUCUGUUCUAACUUCCUUGCCAUUUGCUCCGGGGCUUGUCAGCUCUGGGAGAGAAGGUGCCCAUGCCCUCUCCUGGGCCACCUGGCAGCUCAGGUGUGUGAGCCAUCAGCACCCAGAGGGGCCUCCAGUGAGGGCCGGGAUCUGUCUCCCACUAUCCAGGUAAUGGAGCUAAUCUCAAACACAAACCUUUGUGGUUCGACAGAGGACAAAGCCUACUGAAGUGAGAGAAGAGUUUCAUCAGGGACGUGUUCAGAAGAGCCCUGGACAGACGGGCACCAGGAGGGCACUGGCAAUCCCGAGGCUCUGAAAACGAAGAUGGGCGGAGGCCGAGUGUUUGGAUCUGACAGGGGCCUGAAGGCGGCGGGAAUCUCUGGGGUUGCCCUGGCGGGGUCACAGCCACGCGCAGGCCCCUCCCGUCUGCCCAGCCUCAGUCUGGUGGGAAGACCCCGGGGGCCUGGAACCGGAGGAGGCUGCACACACAGGGGUCGAAGUCCAUGUAGAGCCCCUGUAUCCCCAAGACUGCAUGGCCCCCCACCCCCGAGUCCCAGCGGACACUCAGGACCCCAGCUCAGGGCAGCAGGCCCGUCCCCCACCUCACUCCUUAUCCACAAACCCCACCCUUGCCCGCCCGGUCCCCGGAGGCCUCAGGAUGCCCACGCAAAGCCAGGCUCUGGAAGCAGCAGCUGGGGGAAAAGAGCGGAACAGCUGUGGCCGUGCAUCCAUGAAACCCGCCGGCUGCUCCCAAAGAAGUCAGGCUCCAGAAAGGAGAGUUCUGGAAUUAAACAGACCGAUGGCUUAUACUUAAAAAAAGAUGAGAGCAAAAAACAGCUGUGAAGCAAAUGAGUCACCUGAGGCUAACCAAGAGGCUUCUGGCUGUGAAAGGAAUGGGGUCACACAGAGAAGGUGGCAGAUGCAGGGACUGCGGGAGGCAGAACUGAGAGGAGAAAGAACGACCAGGGACCUCAGGAGGGAACAGCAAGGGCAGUGGAAGAGGCGGCUUCGCCAGUUUCCAAACUCCCAAGGUCAAGUGUGGGAAACGCCAUUCACCUGUGCAGGGGGCACCAUCUUCCAGGAGGAUCCCCAUCCCCUCCCUCGGAAAACAGAAAGAAAGGCCCCGUCAAGUAUUUUUGGUUUAGAAGACAUCGUUGUGAGUAAAUAAACCCGACACGCUUUUGCGUUGCUCAGCGAUGACUAAACUUGCCUCUCUCAGGAAGAUUCAGAGGAGCCACCAGUCCCAGGAGGCCUGUGCCUUGAGGCUGAGUGCCCACCAGUGGGGGUGGCAGCGAGGGGGCCUGCGCCCGUCAGAUGAUGGAGAAGAGGUCGGCUGUGAAGCCAGCGCGGCCGGCUGAUGCCACCCUGAGCCUCGGCUGCUCUGAGUUGGCUGCUGAACAAACCUAGAGCUGGAGCCCAGCCAGGGGUGGGAGGGCCAGAGCCUCCAGGCACAGGCACAGCAUCCACAGCUUCAUGCCCUUUGGAGGGGCCACCGGGGGAGGGCACAAGGCUGAGAGCAGAAACAUGGGCCUGGGUGGCAGGUGCUUCCCUCAUAUGUUUUUUUUUUUUUAAUGCUUAGUAUUAAAAGCACAGAAUUUAAUCAGUUCAUCCGAGUGACUGAGGAGGGCUUAAGAGUUAAGAGAAGAAACGACUGUCUCUGGUGUGAGGGGGACAACACACAGCCCGUGACCGGCAGGAGCUCAGGGGCCACCGCACUGGGCUCAGAAGUGACGUGCGGACGUGGCGAAGCACAAAUCCAAACACACCAGGAAGACACCAGAAACGGCCACAAAACCCAUGCAACCUCCCGUUAAGCCUAAAUAACUAUAACGUCGCAUCAAAACUUCAGUAAGAUGAAGAAGCGAUUCCUAGAAUAAAAUUAGUGUGAAAUAAAAUUUUAAAAUUACCCAAAACAAUCUGGAACAAACCCUCGGAUGACUUCCCAAGUUUUGGAAGACGGAGAUCAGGAACUCAUCACGAAGUUAUAGACGCGGAUAAUCCCACAAACGGACACGGAAUCCAAGUUUAAGGGCAGCCACAAGAAGAACAGAAAGAGAAUGCAAAAUUCCCAAACCAUUAGAGCAGAGAAAGAAGACACCAAAACCGGAUCCAAGCCCUCAUGGAGAGGGGAAAAAAUGUAUUCUCACAACAAAGACAACGGGUUAAACUCUCCUAUCAAAGAGAACCUGAGAUGUGUGCAAAAAAGCAAAGCAAAGGCCUCCGUAACACAGCUGAAACAAAUGACAGGGAGGGUGGAAGCAGAGACCAACAGCAACUGUAGCGAUGUUAGUACAAGAGAAUCGGGGGUUAGAGCGAAAACACACUGAACAGGAAAAAAGAAAAAAAAAGAAUCCACACUGGCAAAAGGUGCAAGUCAUCAAAACUACGUAAGAACCAUCAGCCUGCAUAGCCAGCAGCACGGCUCCUAAGCAACACCGCGAGGUUACAGAGACACGGAGAAAACAAGAAUCCACAAGAAAAACGACCGGACUUGGAUGUCGGAGUUCACAAUCUCCCAGGCUGCCUGCUUGUUUCUCAUUCAUUCAACUUAACACCUCAAAGUGCCUCACAAAUAGGAAAUCAUUUAAUCUUCAUAAAAACCUCGAGGCAAUCUCACCACCACCUCACGCCACAGACAGAGAAACUGAGGCAGAGGUAGGUCACUUGUGAAGGGCCACACCCUGGCUAAAGGCAGAGCAGGACGUGGGCAACUGGCCCCCGGGGUCCGCUUGUUUACCCACCACACCAACCAGCAAACUCAGCCAAAGGAAAAUCACCCCAGGACCCCUGGAAAAUCUGCACCCAAGUGAACAAGCAAGAAGAUCUCAAUCCCCCAAGGCAGAGAUCCGUGUAGACAACACUCCCUGACCGCCCGGGAAGGAGACUAGAAAGAGGAGUGGAUGGAACCCAAAAAGGCCACGUUACUCAAAUGUUUCAGAACAAACUUCUCGAUUAAAAAGGAACUCUGAUGAAAUUACAGCUUCUUUAGAAAUGAAUGCCAGUGAAAAUAUUAUUCAUCAAAGUCCGCAGGGAGCAGCCAGGAGCACACAGGAAACACAGCCGGAAAUGCGCUUACAAAGACUUGGCGGGCACGUGGGCUCACGCCUGGAAUCCUGGCACUUUGGGAGACUGAGGCAGGUGGACUGCUUCAGCCCAGGAGUUCAGACCGGCCUAGGCAACACAGCAAGACUCCAUCCAUCUCUACAAAAAAUUAAAAAAGUUAACUGGUGUGAUCUGCCAACAGUGUCUGCUACUCUGGAGGCUUGGGCAGGAGCCCAGGAGGCAGAGGGUACAGGGAGCUGUGAUUGCACCAUUGCACUCCAGGUUGGGUGAGAGAGCCAGAUCCCGUCUCAAAGAAUAACAAAAGACUUUUAACUCAAGAUGUCAGAAAAAAAAAAGUUUUAAGAAAAUUCAGCAAGGCUGGGUGCAGUGACUCACACUUUGGGAAGCCGAGGCAGGUGGAUCACGAGGUCAGGAGUUCAAGACCAGCCUGGCCAACAUGGUGAAACCCCAUUUCUACUAAAAAUAUAAAAAUUAGCCGGGUGUGGUGGGGUGUGCCUGUAAUCCCAGCUACUUAGGAGGCUGAAGCAGGAGAAUCGCUUGAACCCAGGAGGCAGAGGUUGCAGUGAGCCAAGAUUGUGCCACUGCACUCCACACUCCAGCCUGGCGACAAAGUGAGACUGUCUCAAAAAAAAAAAAAAAAAAAAAAAAGGAAAGAAAAUUCAGCAGGGCAUGGUGGCUCAUGCCUGUAAUUCUAGAACUUUGGGAGGCUGAGGUGGGUGGAUCACCCGAGGUCAAGAGUUCAAGAUCAGCCUGACCAACAUGGAGAAACCCCAUCUCUACUAAAAAUUCAAAAUUAGCCAGGCGUGGUGGCGCAUGCCUGUAAUCCCAGCUACUUGGGAGGCUGAGGCAGGAUAAUCGCUUGAACAUGGGAGGCAGAGGUUGCAGUGAGCCGAGAUCGUGCCAUUGCACUCCAGCCUGGGCAACAAGAGCAAAACUUCAUCUCAAAAAAGAAAAAAACAAAAUUCAAUAUUUGAUCAAUUUAAAAAAAUUGGCCCUUUUGAAAGCAACAAAUAAAUCUUUAGCACGUCAAGGAUCAAAAGAAAAGGUAAAUAUUAGUAAAAGUAAACACUGAUAUAAAUUUAAAACUGCAAAACAGAGAUUAAACUGGAGGAGGACAUCACACACAGCUUUACAUCGAUCCAUGGAAAACCACACCAGAGUAAAGGGGAGCAGCAGCCUGCACCCCUCUGGAACACCAGCCCACCCAGCAGACCCCAAAACUGAAUUUCCACGAGAUCCCAGGGGGUUCCUCACCACUGGGGAACUGCUGUAAGGACAAGUACCUAACAAAGGCCAACCAGGAAAGACCCAGGGGCCUCCGCGCAGACGAGACCAACACCAGAGACAGAAAAACAGCGUGGUUCCAGGAGAGCCGCCAAGCCACCAACAGAGGAAGCACCAGGUACGUCAACAUCGGAAACCAGGCAUGGCAGUGAAACCGGGGUCAUGAAAGAAGAAGGUGAUUUCCUCGCUUCCUGCCCCUCCGGACCCCUUCUCUGAACUGGCCGCUCUUCUCUACUGACCCACAAGGCAACGCCAUCACAUCCCACGUUGGACACACGUGUCUAUUUCUGUAAUGCUCACUGAACGUUUUAAACAACGUGUAAAUGUAAACUAAAAAAUUAAGGUUCCGUUACUUGGCUGGGCGCGGUGGCUCAUGCCUGUAACCCCAGCACUUUGGGAGGCUGAGGCGGGCCAGAAGUUCGAGACCAGCCUGGCCAACGUGGUGAAACCCUGUCACUACUAAAAAUACAAAAGUUAACCAGACGGAGCGGCAGGUGCCUGUAGUCCCAGCUACUCGGGAGGCUGAGGCAGGAGAAUCGCUUGAACCCAGGAGGCAGAGGCUGCAGUGAGCCGGGAUGGUGCCACCGCAUUCCAGCCUGGCAGACAAGAGCAAAACUCCAUCUCAAAAAAAAAAAAAAGUUCUCUAGACGUGGGUAUGGAAUUUCAUCAAAUUCUUUUACUGCAUCUCUGUGACCGUGUAGUUUUUCUGUCUUCAUCUGGUAAUACAGUAAAUGACACACGAAGAGGCCCUCGA